Molecule: messenger RNA, 570 nt
Organism: Nakaseomyces glabratus
Lineage: Eukaryota; Fungi; Ascomycota; Saccharomycetes; Saccharomycetales; Saccharomycetaceae
Gene: SAR1
Product: Arf family GTPase SAR1
Biological process (GO): membrane organization; intracellular protein transport; vesicle organization
Cellular component (GO): COPII vesicle coat; endoplasmic reticulum exit site
Molecular function (GO): GTPase activity; GTP binding
Source: RefSeq, a predicted model, not a curated record
AUGGUUUGGGACGUUUUCGGCUGGUUCAGAGAUGUUUUAGCAUCCCUAGGUUUGUGGAACAAACAUGGUAAGCUACUUUUCCUUGGUUUAGAUAAUGCUGGUAAGACUACUCUAUUACACAUGCUAAAGAACGACAGAUUGGCCACCCUGCAGCCAACUUGGCAUCCAACUUCUGAAGAGUUGGCUAUUGGUAACAUAAAGUUUACCACCUUCGAUUUGGGUGGUCACGUACAAGCCCGUAGAUUGUGGAAGGAUUAUUUCCCAGAGGUUAAUGGUAUCGUCUUCUUGGUCGACUCAGCUGAUCCAGACAGAUUCGAUGAAGCUCGUGUCGAAUUGGAUGCUUUGUUCAACAUUACCGAAUUGAAGGAUGUUCCUUUUGUUAUUUUGGGUAACAAGAUCGACGCUGCUAACGCUGUUUCUGAAGCUGAACUACGUUCCGCCUUGGGUCUACUAAACACCACCGGCUCUCAAAGAAUCGAAGGUCAAAGACCAGUCGAAGUUUUCAUGUGUUCUGUCGUCAUGAGAAAUGGUUACUUGGAAGCUUUCCAAUGGCUAUCUCAAUAUAUUUAA